AUGACACAAGCCACAGGACAGUUGCUUUUAGGUGCUGCCCACCCGGCCUUUUUGGAGACGUUCGAAGAGGUAUAUAUCAACCCAGGUUCCAAUGUGACAUUUCGCUGUUCUGUGUCUGGUAACCCGACCCCAACGAUUCGGUGGACAUUAGACAAUGAGAUAAUUGAAUCUAAUGGUCACAUGACCGUCACUACAUACACAACAGAACAAGGUGACGUCAUCAGCUCCUUAGUUAUCACCAAUAUCCAGGUUCAAACUGGGGGAGAGUAUCGUUGUAUUGGCUCGAAUGAAGUCGGUGAAGUAAGACACAUGGCACGGGCUAAUAUCUAUGAUUUGUAUUGCUGGUUAUAUUUUCUUUCUUUCUUUCUUUCUUUCUUUCUUUCUUUCUUUCUAUCUAUCUAUCUCGUUAUAUUUUCUAUCUAUCUAUCUAUCUAUCUAUCUAUCUAUCUAUCUCACCUCAGUGGGUUAUUUAAUGCCGACAAAAUUUUUUAUUGCUGGUUAUAUUUUCUUUCUAUCUAUCUAUCUAUCUAUCUAUCUAUCUAUCUAUCUAUCUAUCUAUCUCAAUAUAUUGAUUUGAUUUUUAUUGCUGGUUAUCUAUCUAUCUAUCUAUCUAUCUAUCUCAGUGUUCCCUAUGUCCGAGUCCUGCAAAAUAUUACAGCCACGGCGAAUCAACCAUUGGUUAUAAAAUGCUACGUUUCCGGAUAUCCGAUUGGAUCAGUCACAUGGUUCAAAGCGACACAGGCUCUUCCCAUAAACCAUCGCCAGAGAGUGGAAAACGGAACCCUCACUGUUGAUAAUGUCCAGAAAUAUCAUGACGAUGGCGACUACACAUGCACAGCUGCGAAUGACAAAGGGGAAGGUAUGAGUCGAAACGUCAUCGUGAGAAUCGUGGAGCCACCGACAAUCACCCCUUUCAGUUUCCAAAAGCAUCUCUUUCGCUGUCCUUUCUUCUUUCUUUCUUUCUUUCUUUCUUUUUUUCUGUUUCUAACUAUAUAUCUAUCUAUGUCAGUCUGUCUAUCUAUGUCAGUCUGUCUGUCUGUCUGUCUAUCUAUCUAUCUAUUUCUGUCUGUCUGUCUAUCUAUCUAUCUAUGUCUGUCAGCAUUACUGUUGUAG
Molecule: messenger RNA, 1113 nt
Organism: Acanthosepion pharaonis
Lineage: Eukaryota; Metazoa; Mollusca; Cephalopoda; Sepiida; Sepiidae
Source: the annotation of a GenBank genome assembly